Aspergillus steynii IBT 23096 is the source of this 2754-nucleotide messenger RNA. RefSeq names its product pectate lyase. The transcript has 6 exons. Lineage: Eukaryota; Fungi; Ascomycota; Eurotiomycetes; Eurotiales; Aspergillaceae. The record is from RefSeq and is a predicted model, not a curated record. The coding region runs from base 261 to 2702 and encodes 813 amino acids.
CUCAAUCAGACACUCUGGGCAUGUCGAUCGCCAUAAACACCCGCAUGGCAUGACCUCCAUUUGUGGAAAAAAUUCCGGAUGGGACGCAGUCGACGCAUUAAAGUGAAACAGGGACCAACGCUUCUGCACUGCAAUCCGGUGCCGUUUUGCAAUUUGCAAUAACGCCGGAUUCAGGGACUGUUGUAUAAGAUGUGGCGGUCUUCACCCUUCUCCUGGGCCGCCAAGUGCCAGGGACUCAACUGACCAGCACCAACACCAACAUGGGCCGGUUCUUGUCGAUCGCCACUGUGGCUGCGUCGCUGCUGACGGCGACGUCCGCCCAGAUCAGGGUUCGUCUGAAUCCCUCCAACGUGCGCUCCCUGGCGGAGCCCGACUUUCACACCUGGACCAUCGAGAGCGAGAGCCAGAACGCCUCAACCACGGUCAACGAGGUCUCGUUUGGUCUGUCUGCCGAUUCGCAGCUGGAGGGAAAUUACUUUAAAUACCAGUACACUCGAGCGAUCUCGCACCUCGGUGAGCGUGUUGUCAACCAAGGCAUCACGUCGGGUGAUGAAUCUGGAAGCAUCGCUCUGUCCAUCAAGGGUCUGAGCAAAGGAGAACACUCGCUCCUUACCUGGCACAAUGCCUGGGACGCUGUCGAUGCGAUCGGCUCUGUGUCCGUGUCGAUAAACGGGAAGAAACAGGCCUCGGUCAAACAAUCAGUCCGCGUUGAUAACAUCUGGGAGGCAGCAACCUCGUACGUGACCUUCAAUGUAAGCUCGGAAAACGAGGAAGUCAAGGUCAACUACGCGUCGUCCGGUAACUCCGAGGAUGUCGGCGUCAUCCUCAAUGGAUUCGAAAUCGACACCCCUGCGAUCGGAAACCAGAUAUCAUUUCCGUCGCCGAACCACCGUGACGAGCGGAUUCAGCCGGAGAAUGGAAAGAGUGUCAUCGCAUCGUGGCGGGCGCCAUCGUCUGCCAAGGGCGCUACGUAUAAUGUUUACAAAGGAACUGCGACGGAUGACCUGAAGCUCACAGCCAAGGGGCUAAACAAGACCGAGACCACUCUGUCUGGGCUCAACACCAUGGACACAUUCUACUGGAGAGUCGACGUAGUGUCCGGUGGAAGAACAUACACUGGUCGUACGUUCACCUUCCGGCUGGCGCAUUUGGCAUUCCCCGGUGCAGAGGGAUACGGUCGCUUUGCUCGCGGUGGUCGCGGCGGUAAAAUCGUCAAAGUCACCAGUCUAGAAGACAGUGAGGCACCAGGGACGCUCCGACACGCUGUGACGAAUGUCACUGGGCCCACGAUCGUGGUCUUCGAUGUCGGCGGCGUCAUCACGCUCAAGUCCCGACUGUCAAUCACCGACAGCUACAUCACGGUCGCAGGAGAAACUGCACCUGGAAAAGGGAUCAUAGUUCAGGGCCAGCCCUUCGGACUUUCCGGCGCAUCGGACGUGAUCGUGCGACACAUCCGCACUCGACCUGGCACCAGCUCCAACGAGACUGUGGAUGGCAUGGGCAUGGCAGGAUCCAACUACUGCAUCCUGGACCACUGCUCGAUGGGCUGGUCCAUUGACGAAUCCUUCUCGUCGCGCAGUGCGAAGAACAUCACGUUCCAGCGCAACAUGAUUUCCGAGCCGCUCAAUGUCGCCGGCCACAAGAACUACCCGGCGGGAACUGAACAUGGCUAUGCCGCGACCAUUGGAGGUGAUGUCAGCUCGAUUCAUCACAACCUGAUCGCUCAUGCCGAAGGUCGCAGCUGGAGUAUGGGUGGUGGCGUGGACGACAAUUCGACGUUUGCCGGACGCUUGGAUAUUCGCAACAACGUCGUGUACAACUUUGGAUCCCGGGUGACGGACGGGGGUGCGAAGGAAGUCAACUUUGUCGGAAACCUUUAUAAACAAGGCCCAGCCAGCGAGCUCACCUACGCUCUUAGAGCGCAGUACGAGGACAAUAUGCCCGGAAAGCAACAGUACUACUGUGCAGGCAACUCAAUGCCUGGCGUCUUUGACCAGGAUUCGAAGCAGUAUUCCUCUGAAGACGGCACAUCCCAGACUUCCAAGAUUGCCUGCUACGCCGACGUCAGCAUCGACCCGGCUCCUGAGUAUCAGAAGUUCUUCGAUGAGCCGUUCUUCCCGUCCUACAUCAAAGAGCACACUUCUACCGAAGCGUACAAGCGCGUCCUCUCCGACUCCGGAUCCAACCAGCCAGUUCUCGACGAUCACGACACGCGCAUCAUCCAUGAGACACUCAACGGCAGCUACACCUACCGCGGAUCUAAAUCCGGUAAUAAGGGCCUGAUCGACAAUGAGGCAGAUGCUGGAGGCCUGGAAAACUACCCCAAAGCCUCGCGGCCGGAUAGCUGGGACGCCGACAACGACGGCAUCGCCGACUGGUGGGACGGAUCGACCGGAGGAGACGGAUACACGGCAAUUGAGGGCUAUCUUCAUUUCAUGGCCGAACCGCACGUCUUCGUGACACCCGGAGAAUCGGUCAAGUUCAAUUUGAGAAAGCUGGCGGCAGGAUUUAAAAACCCGUCGUUCAAGAUAUCGGGCGCGAAAUUGGGAUCCGUCAAGAAGAACGGGGGCCAGGCGACCUACACGUCUAGCGGGGAUGCUGGUGUUGAUCACUUCACGGUCACCAUCUCCGAUAGCGAGGGCAGCGAGUGGGAGAGAACUGUAGGCGUGGGUAUCUUUAAGGGAGCCGAAUCUUUGCAAUAGGACAUGAAGGAGAUGAUCUUGGACCGAGCAGGUCUCGUGAAGAAGGGUGUAU